CACAAAAAGACACGAACAACAAGAAAAAAUUUUAGACAUCUCUUGAAGAGGUAAUUUUCUGUGAAAAACACAAAAAUUUGUGUAAAAAAUUAAAAAAAUAGCAUUUGGACGCGUUAAAAUUAUGAAAUUCAUAUAAAAUUAAUAGCAAAAGCAUCAUUUAGAAUAAAAUUGCAAAGAUUUUUCACACAAAAGUGCAUGGAAAGUGUUAAAAAUACAUGAAUUUAUAUAUUUGGCCCCAUACAAGUGAAGUUGUGUUGUAGUAGAGCAAAGAAAAAGGCGCCACCAAUAAAAAAAUUAACUAAAAAAUUUUGCUGAUAAAAAGAAAUGCCCCGUCUGCUGGCUGCUGAGUAUGUGUACUCCGGCGCUUUGGACGAUGGUUAUAAUGACUAUGUAACAACAACCACACCACCACCCACUAUAGCACAUGCAGCACAACAACAUAUAGAGACAGCUCCACAAACGCGGCAACAUCAAAUACCAACAAUUGCGAUGCCAUCAAACACAAUUACAGCACGUUCCAUGAGUCCAGUAGCUGAGGGCAAUGCUAAUACACCACCACAACCAUCUGGCGUAAAACUACCAGAACAAAUACACACUAUAUCGUCUAGUGACGAGGAGGAGUUUGUUGAACAAAAUACUAUCGAGGACGAAAUUACAAAUAUUUCUUCUGAUGAAAGUGGUGAUUUUGAGGGCUUUGAUGAUUAUACUACCCCUAAUAGUAGCGGUCUCAUAAAUGACGCUAGUCAGGAGGAUCUUAAUAUUUCCAGCAAUUACUUGAAACGUCAUUCGCAAAUUGACUACAAUGAGUAUCGUGAAGAUUCUGAAGGUGUUGUUGAAGCCAUCGAAGUUGAUGAUGAAGAUGAGGAGAUUGCCAUUGGAGAUGAUGGCCAGAUUAUCUAUAAGUCUAGAGAGGAAAUUACUCCGACAAAGACACAAACAUAUCGUUAUGAGCCUCAUACACCAAAUAAGCGACAAAAGCAAGAAACUGAGAGACAUUACAAUGCAAUUUCACCGACACAGCUUAAAACACCACCGGAUCAAAUAGUUGAGGUUAAUUCGGAUUCAACCACCAAUUCCUUAAAACAGAAAAGACAACAGAUAAAUACAAAGUUUCAGUUAAAUCUAAGUCAACAACAGAAUCACAAAGUCAACAAUAAUCCCAAUAAAUGUUCUACAGAAUCAACAAGCGAAUUUCCAGUAAGUUCACCUUCAAAUCCACAACAGCCAAGAGGCGGAAAAUAUCCACCACGACCUCCAUUGUUGAAAAAUACCCUGCCAGCCGAUUCAUUUGAACGUCAGUUAGCCAUGAUAACAGCUUGUAAUCCACAAAUGACUUUGGCAGAGAAAAUUCAAACAUGGGAUUGUGAUGAAGAACUCAGUGAUGUGGAGGAUGUUAAUAUGUUCGAUGAAGAGUUCAAACGCGUGGAGAAACAGAAGAAAUUAGAUAUAAAACAACGCGAAAAAAGUGGACGCAUUAAAAACACCGAAAUUAAAAUCUACGAUUUCUUAGCAUUUCGCCAAAUGUUACUCAGAAAUAUGAAGGAACAAAAAAAUCAAAAAUAUGUCAGUGGUCAGAGUGGAGGAGGUGGUUUUGGAGUGUCUGGUAAUAAAUGUAUAGAAUCAUCGGGUAGUGAAUCAAGUAAAAGUGUUAUUCACGUUGAUGAUAGACCAACAACUUCAGCAGUGGCCCAACAACAAUUACAGCAAAGGCGUUCUAAACCUCAAAUAAAUUUGGAAACGGGAGAACCUAAGAAACGUUUGGUGAAAGAAGCCCCCAAAAGAAACCAAAAUUCCACAACACCACCACAGACAUCGUCUUCGGACAAUGAUAGAGAUUGUUUUCAAAACUCAAAAAAUCAAGCAGCUCACAAUAAGCUCAACUCCCGUCAAAUCCACCUACAUGGCAAGUUAUGUCCCAGCAGUUCUGAGGAAGCCAUUAGCCAGGACGUACCUGCGCAUGUGCUAUUGAAAACAAACAAUAAAUGUGCUUCAGCUAACGUGAAAAAUGUGCGAAAAAAAUCACUAACCCAACCGCAACCACCAGCAAAAUCCAGUGAAACCACCACAACAUUGACAAAAAACCCAAGAAUUGCAACUGAAGAAGAAAUAGAUUCGGUUUUUCGGCUACACCGGCUUAACCGUGAACGAGAUAAAUAUAACUCGUCAUUAUUACAUGAAGUAGAAGAGCAGCCCUCAAGUAUAAUACAAAUGCGUUUGGAUUUUGCAAAUGACACAAACAAAACCAAAAAUUUAAUGGAAAAAAAGCAGGAACUUUUUAAAACGCCCAUUAUACCGCAAAAGUAUUUAGCAAACUCAACACUGACAGCAGAAAAUCAAAGACAAACUUGUUUAUCACCCACAAAAAACGUCAUAACAGCAAAUGAAGAGAUUAGCCAGGAAAGUCCUCAACUUUUGAAUGCAUCAAUAAAAUCAACGGAAGAGUUUAAAAAUGAUAGCAGCACCGAGAAGUUAGAAAAACAAACAGAUAAUGAUGAUUUAGCUGGUGUCUAUCAUCAGCAGCAUGAGUUUUGUAAUUAUUUGGGAUUAACCGGUAUGUCGACGGCCACAGCUAUGGCCAAUGCGGUGGCGGAAUUGGCUCAAUGCAAUUUAGCCAGACGCUCUAUGCGUGUCCUACGUCAGCAACAACAGGAACGUCGUGACAAAUCCGCCAAAGAGGAAAAGCAACUAGAAGCUUUGAAAUUGAAACAACUUAAGGAAUUGCGAAAGCGUGAAAGGGGUGGUAGUGAUGUUAUACCGGUAAUGGAGACGGAGCCAACGGCAAACAAAAGUGAUGAAGGCUCUCAUUCACAAACAUCAGAACCCACUACUUCUGUACAAGAACCUAAACAAAAAACUAGCAACAAUUCUACUACAAAAUCAUCAACUAAAUCUCAAAAUUCGUUUACCAUCAUCAAGAAUGAACCAGAAAUUAAAAUUCUUUGUCAUAUAGCGGCUAAAAGUAAGGAUGAAGCCGCUAAACUUUCCCAAGAAUGUGUCAAGGAAAUUACACAACCCAUACGGGAAACAUUAAUGCGUCAAGCUAAAAUACGGAAAUCCAUAAUUAAACCCUUAGAAAAAAGCGAGGAGGAUGAACAUGAUGAAGAAAAGAAUAAUGGAAAUAGUAAUACAAUUGACAACAAAAUAUUGCAAAUUAUAAAAGAACAAAAGACUGAUUGUGUUGAGGAAAUAGCUAUGAGAGACAUGGAAACUCCAAAAAGGACUUUAAGAUCUCCUAGAUUGUCCAUUGGCAAAGCCGCCUUAAAAACUACCAAAAGUAGAUCUCAAAUUCUCAAUGAAUCAAAGGAGACAGUACAAAAUCAUGAAACAUCUGCUUUUGUUUGUAAACUUGAAUGUAUGGGUGACACUAUGUCCGAUAUCAAAAGCGUAGCAAACAAAUGUGCUACUUCCUGCAUAAAUGUGGAAGAUUUUAUUAAAGACGAAAUGUUAGAACAAAAUUCAAAUGGCGAUGACAUAAGUUUAGUUAAGACGGGUAAACAUUUAAUAUCAUCAACCCCCAGUAUAAUCCAGCAAAAACUGCAAAUGGCUUUAGAGGAGUCGCGCAAAUCUAAGCCCAGCAUCUUCAUAGUACAAUCGUUGGAAUGUAAAAAAGAUCAAGCCAAGUCAUUGGAAAAUUUACAUUCCUUAAACACACCCUUAACUGAAGUACAAGGACACCAAGUAAUAAAGAAGGCGCUAAAGAAAUCUCUUAAAGUAGAAACUAAAUUUAACAAAAAUAAUAUAAAGAAAGUUUUGAAAACUCACAAAGGCAAAAAAUAUCCCACCUCCAAGCGACAAUUGCGUAAGCGUAAAAUAAUUGUUAUUAAAACAAUAAAACCAAAACAAAAGUCCUAUGCCAGUUUAAAUGAAAUUAAAAGAGAACUACGUUCAUCGCCUAGAAUUAAUGAAAUUCAAAGGCUAGAUUCUCGUCUGCAUAAAAAUGUUAACAACAAACAAAAGUAUAUGCCCAAUAAAUCAUCUGUUUCCAAUGAGACAAAAAGUUAUCGCACUGUACAUACAGAAACCAAAGAUUUGGAAAUUUAUCUUGAUAAACAUAAUAGUCAAACCAAGACGCGUUUAAUGGCUAAAGCCUCUGCUUUGCUUGAACGAUCACGCAUGACUUUGCGUGGUAGUUGUAAAGCGGUAAUUAAUAAAUCUAAGCUUACAUCACAAAUUAAAAGAUCGAAACUCAAUUUUCGUGGCAGUAGAACACAAAUUUUAAGACCCAGAAUUGACGACACAACAAGUGAAAAAAGAAAAUUUAAAUCAAUAUCAACAUCGGCAAAAUUAUUACAAAUGCCAACGUUACAGGAAAUAGUGACAGCAAAUAAAACACCAGAACUAGCUAAUAUUCCAUCAGUAAACUUGUUAGAAAAUGAAAAUGUCGUAGUCUCAUCCACCACCAAUACAUAUGACGAACGGCCAUCUCACGAACCUUUGCCCACACAAUCCCCCAUUACUUUAAGAUCCCUACAUAAUGCAGCUUCCUAUGUCAUUGCCUCUUCGCCCAUGGAAACCAAAGAUCAAUUUACACAAUGCAGUAGCAACAGCGGUGUACAAUAUCUUAACACGGCGCCCUUGCCCGUACAAACUAUGCGUAAUCCUUUGAAAUCUGAUCACGGUGUUGUUCUUUACAUGUACCAUGAAUUAGAUAUAUUGAUUGUAAUACAGGAACGUUUAGUUAGUUUUUGGAAAUGCUCAAAACUGAUUAAUAUUUUAGCUACGUUACCUACGAGUAAACCAGCUUGUACUCAUAAUUCAGUAUUACAGAGUGAAACAAUAACAAUGCCGAAACUAAAUAAUGUAGAGCAUUGUUGCAAUAAUCAACUGCGACAGCCUGCCUCAUCAUCAACUCUAAUGGAGCCGAAUACCGGUGGUGAAUGGAUACAAUUAGGGGAGUUGCGCCGUUUAAAUUAUGACUUUGAAAUCUCAGUACCUUUUGCAAAUCGCAUUUGUCUACACAAUUCCACACCCAUCUAUUUAGAAAUGCGCGCACAACAAUUGCCUAAAAAUCAACGUGAUUGUAAUUUACUUUCAAUGUAUAUAAAUAUUUAUUAUUAUCAUGAUGAGGAUAUGAUUGCUAAAUGCAAUUCCAUACCAUUGGAUACAAUACAAAGUGAUAUACAUUCAGUGAACUAUACAACAUUAAUAGAUUCACGUUAUUUCAUUAUGACAUGGCCCCAGGAAAAUCUUCUUGGCAAAACGCGUUCCGGUUUAUGUAAAUAUUCGUUAACGCCACAGUUGGAUACUCUGGCCAGUAUUAGAGAGUUCAAAAGUAUGCGUCAUACAGUACGUUAUUUGGAGUGCAUGAGUGAUGACAAAUUGAUCGGCUUUGGUGAGACUCAGGUCACAAUAUGGGAUCAUCGUAGCGGUGAUGUUCUAAUGAAUUUUGAUCUCGAAAUCCCAAUGGGUAAAAAUCUCGGCUCCAUUUACUUCUCCAGCCAAGAUAUCGAACAAAAUAAUAUGUUGAUCUUACAUCAGUUUCGCGACUUUCAAAACGAUACCCCACCAGAACUAAUGACUCUAGCAUGUACCAUAACACAUGCUCAGCCAUCGUAUCGUGUAUUGCAGGAGAUACGCUUACCAAUGCCAGCUUUUAAAACCAUAAAAAGUUCAAUCAAUAGCGGUGAUCAUUUAGUGGUAACCGGACAAAAUGACGAUGAAUUGUGGAUUUGUGCAACGAAUCCCAGAUUAAUCACUUUAAUAAAUACAAUAGAAAAUAGUAAACGAUUUUACAAUCGCGAAAGAUCACAAUUAAUUGAGCUAACUGAGAAAACGCUUAAUAUUAAUACAUUAGCCAAUCAUAUUUUACAAUUAGCUGCUGGUAAAUAUGAAGCAUAAAUACAACUCUAUACGUACAUAAUGUAAGUAAUAUUUAUAAAGGCAUGGUAAACAUUGCUUUUCUUUUUAGUAACAAACAAAUAUUCGUGAUAUUGCUUUGUUAUAUAAAAACAAAUUGUUUUGAACAAAAUUUUGUUAAAAAAUCUGUUUUUUUAUACUUGUGUUUUCAACAUAUUUUUGGCUUUUUAGUGUUAAAGUAUUUUUAAAAUUCAAAAUUGUUUUUUUUUUGCAAAAUAUAAAAAAUAUAAGUACUUUUAUAAGGUUUAAGAAAAUGUAACAAGCUGAUUCUAAUGUAUAAAUCAUAAACAUGUAUUUGAAAUAUAUACUAUCUAAAAAUGAAGCAAACAAAAUGUAAAAUAUUUAAAAAAAAAAAAUCAUUCUAAAAUAUAUCACUACUUACUAAAACUGUAUAAACCUUAAAUAGUUUCUAAAUACUUUUAAAAUCAGUGUCUGAGACACUAUUUUCAUUAUUUUUCUUUCGUAUUUUACAUAUACAUAAUUAGUUUUAAUAUUAAUUAAUUAUGUUUUUUAAUAAUUUCCUAACACGAUAUACAAUAAUAAUUUAGAAGAAAGUUUAGGAAUUAUAUCUUAUUAUAUAGCGGGGAGUGUGAGGAAGACAUUUAGUUAACAAAUGUGUUAAAAAAAAACCUCAGAAAUGGUUAUAGUUCUAGAAGUAAUUAAAAAAAAUUAAAAUUUCAUUUUUAAUAUACAAUUUUUGGGGAUUUUUCUUAGAGUGUUUCCUGGCGCGUUUCAAAGUUAUGUCUUUAAUAGGAAAAACGAGAUGUUGACCACUUUUUCGUCAAACCCUUAAGGCCACUUAAGGCCUCCUCAUGUCUAGAAGAAUUUGCUGAACGAUUUAUAAAAUGGUAAUAUUUUGUGCUUGAAAUGUUCCAAACAAAUUAAAAAAUAAAAUAUUGAUUACAAAUCAAUUUUUAAAAGACUUGUUUUUGAAAAUGUAUCUCCAGAUUUGAAUUACCAAAAUUUUAUUAAGUAUUG
Messenger RNA from Calliphora vicina (urban bluebottle blowfly), 6834 nucleotides. RefSeq lists its product as uncharacterized. The coding region runs from base 325 to 5838 and encodes 1837 amino acids. Lineage: Eukaryota; Metazoa; Arthropoda; Insecta; Diptera; Calliphoridae. The transcript has 7 exons. The record is from RefSeq and is a predicted model, not a curated record.